CUUAGUCAAAUUCAUUUGAAGUUCUUCUUUUCGGCAUGUAUGUGUUUAGGCUGAGCGAGACGAUAGUUAAGUAAAAUUCUUCCAGCGAUACGUAGAUUUUGUCUAACUGGGAUAGUUUAGACGGGCAAAAUAUAGGCCUGGCCCAUCUCUUUUGAAAUCUAAUUUUUAGUUUUUUAUGCCUUUUACAUGUUAGGCCUGAAAUAGCACUAGCCCAGUGGCUAUUUUAGCAUUUGACAGGAAGAGAGAGAGAGAGCAGUAGUAUCAUUUGUAUACCGGCAACGGAUUGGCUCGUUAAGCGCAGGAAAUAGAAACGCGAGGUUUUAAAAAUGGCGUCGGCGAUGAUGCGAUCUGGUCUUCGUAAUGCUCUUCGCGGUGGCUCUAAGGUCUCUGCUCCUCCCAAGAGACGUUUUUCUUCCUCUGCUCAUCAUGACGAAGCUUAUGAGGCGGCAGAGGCAUCAAAGUGGGAGAAGAUAACCUAUUUGGGCAUUGCUACAUGCACCAUCUUAGCUAUUUACAACCUAUCAAAGGGCCAUCCCCACCAUGAAGAGCCUCCCGCAUACCCAUAUUUGCACAUUCGCAAUAAGGAGUUUCCAUGGGGACCGGAUGGGCUGUUUGAGACAAAGAAACAUUAAGUAUUUGAUGGCCGUUACAUGAAGAUAUCUGAAGUUACCCUCUUUUAGUGCAUUCCUUGUCUCGUGUCAGUUAUUAGACUAUCUCGGAUGUUCUUUGAAUUUGAUGCUAGCAUUUGCAUUCCAAUAAUGUGGAAUUUGUGAUUUUGCAGUUAACCAAGUGCUAGUGCUUGUCUCCUAUUUUUCUCACUUGUGCGCUGCUAAAUAAAAACUGACCAAUGACAUCUGGUUUCUCUUUUCAA
Molecule: messenger RNA, 871 nt
Organism: Jatropha curcas
Lineage: Eukaryota; Viridiplantae; Streptophyta; Magnoliopsida; Malpighiales; Euphorbiaceae
Product: cytochrome c oxidase-like protein
Biological process (GO): mitochondrial electron transport, cytochrome c to oxygen
Cellular component (GO): mitochondrial inner membrane
Molecular function (GO): enzyme regulator activity
Source: RefSeq, a predicted model, not a curated record